GCAAGCUAUACUGUGUUCCUCGGGUAGCCUCCCGUGGUCAGACCAGACAAUCCUUUCAAACCAUUAUAUGGCGCAGACUCCGGAUAUGCUUCCUCGAGGUGCUAUCUCCACCACCUUCAGCACGCAUGGCCGCUGAAUGGGCCGUCCCUGUCCAUCACGCGCGCGAGAUUUCCCGCUGAAAAUAGCAUGCUCGUCCCUGCUUCUGCACCACAACGAAUCGCCCCACGGCCUCCGCACCUCGGCUGGGUAGCUCACGCGCCAUGCGGUGCGAUAUCGGGUGUUGCUUGCUUUCCCAUCCACUGCCAUUUCGCCCGGAGGGAUUAUAUAUAUGCCAGUGAUGACUUCACGGGGGCAGUCAAGGCUUCGCCCGCAGACUUCCUCGCAUAGCUAGCUCACGAUGUUCAAGUCGCUCGCAGCGUCCGUUGUCCUCGCCGUCGUGUCCGCGUCCUUCGUGGGCGCAUUCACCAAGGUCUCGCUCGAGCCCGUCAAGAACAGGACGGGCGCGUACAUGCAUGGCGCGCCCGAUGCGGAGCGUGCGCGCGCGGCGCUCAUGAAGAGCAGAGCCAAGGGUGAGGCGGCGACCAUUCCGGCGACGAACCUUGCGUACGUGCAGUACACGGCGUUGAUUGGUGUCGGCAGCCCUCCGACGUACUACAAUCUCGUCGUUGACACAGGCAGCUCGAAUACGUUCGUAGGGACCGGGAAGACGUACGUCCGCACGAGCACGAGUAUCCCCACUGGACAGGAAGUGAAUGUCACGUACGGCUCGGGUUUCUUCUCGGGAUACGAAUAUCUUGACCAGGUGACGAUCGCCCUUGGAUUCGUCAUCAAGAACCAGUCCAUUGGUGACGCGCUUGAGUACGCUGAUUUCGAAGGUGUAGAUGGGAUCAUUGGGGUCGGCCCUGUGGAUCUCACUCUAGAUACUCUCUACCCUGAUGUCAACGCGGAGAUUCUGACGGUGAUGAACAAUGCAUACGAGCAAGGGCUCAUCUCGAAGCAGAUCCUCGGCGUGUCAUUUGCACCGGCGGACAGCUACAGCGACACCAACGGAGCAUUGACAUUUGGUGGUAUUGAUUCGUCUCUGUAUACUGGAAAGAUCACCUAUACUCCCGUCACGACAACGUACCCGUCGAACUACUACUGGGGCAUUAAUGUCACGCGCGCCACGUAUGGAGACGCUGCGGUCAUUCCGUAUUCAGACGCAGGCAUCGUCGACACGGGCACAACAUUAAUCUACAUCGCCGACGAUUUCUACUCCACCUACCAGAACGCGAUUCCUGGCGCGUACUAUGACGACAACACGGGCCUGAUCGUCAUCCCGGAGUCAUCGGUCGCGAGCAUGCAGGACUUCGACUUUGAGAUCGGUGGGACGACCUUCACGCUGGACGCCGAGGCGCAGCUGCUCCCGCGCGACCAGAACGUCGCAUGGGGCGCGGAGCCCGGGUUGCAGUAUGGAUAUAUCGGCCCGAUCGGCUCUCCCAGUGGUGAAGGUCUGGACUUUAUCAUUGGGCAGAAGUUCAUGGAGAGGUACUAUGCGAUCUUUGACACGGACAAUGAAGUUGUUGGCUUUGCAUAUACUGACCACACGUACUCGUAGUUGAUGUCGUUGGAAUGCGGGGAGGAUGCUACCGACUCUACUGCAGGGACAAUUUUUUUACUCCUGUGAUAAUUGCAGUCACUAUUGCUAUCGCUGAGUAAAUCGGCAUGGUGCAACUUGGCUGUGAAACGAGGCCCAGUGACAACUGCUC
Molecule: messenger RNA, 1748 nt
Organism: Laetiporus sulphureus 93-53
Lineage: Eukaryota; Fungi; Basidiomycota; Agaricomycetes; Polyporales; Laetiporaceae
Product: acid protease
Exons: 9
Coding region: 398-1597 (399 amino acids)
Biological process (GO): proteolysis
Molecular function (GO): aspartic-type endopeptidase activity
Source: RefSeq, a predicted model, not a curated record